GUCAGUCGGUGCAUGCAAACGCCUAUUCCUAUGUCCAUGGCCAUAGUCCUAAAACGGUGCAUUACUCCUUAUAUUUGGACCCAUAAGUACCAACGGAGCAUUUUUUUUUAGCAAAAACCGGAUAGAGCCAAACCGCAUCUGCAUGCUACAAGAGAAGGUUAGCAUCGCGAUAGUCAACAAGAGAAUUUGCCCACUUUUGCUACGCCCUGUUCGAUGAAUACGGUGCACCAUGCAAAACAAUCCCAUCAUGCCGCACCAACCCGCUUCUCCGCUUGCAAUGGCAUUAACGCUGAAAGCAAAGCCGAAUGGCACCGUGCGUAAGAAACUGCUUCCCCGUCCGUCCUCGCCGUACGGAAUCCAUAGGCGGUCCAUACACCUACAGGUCCUUCAAUGUUAUCCUUUAGUACCACAGAACGCCGCAAAGCGAAAUUGGUGGUGCAUGAGCCAGCAAAAUUCGGCUCCUGUUAAAAGUGAGCAGAAAAUACACCGUGGAAAAAACAUCACUGAUACUGGACCUAACUAUGACGUUCCUGUCAAGUCUUCCAAACGUCGCCCUGCCAGCAAUUCAUCCGCGAUUCCCCCUAAAAAGUCAGCACUGAAGCACCGUUCGACGUUGUCAAAAGGAGACCACAUGGGCCUCUUGCCGGAACGUAAUGCGGCGCACCCAUCACGGCAAACAACGACAACGCCCAUUAUUCCUGCGACCUCUUCUCUCGGUUCCACAACGACAUCCGCCAACCAGACCGCAUCCAGCACGCUGUGCGAUUGGUCCCUCUUCUCUGGAUAUGAUUUCUUCUGUGUCUUCUGCCUGGAAACGCUACCGACACGACGCCCGGGGACGCCUUAUGCCGCGCAUUUCAAGCAGCAUCUCCAGCAGAGCCGGUAUUGCUACGGCAAGAAUCUGCAGUUUCUGCGCGACAAGUUCGACCAAGGAGUGGAGGACGCCGAUGACCCGCUGCUUAACGGGCAAGUGAAGUGUCAACUGGUGUGUCGGCUGUGUAAAGCGGCACUGCAGGCCAACCAGUACAGACUGGCUUCGCCGGAUCUUAUAGCGCCACAUAUGCAGCGAUACCAUCCGGAAAUUCGGUCGCAUGCGUUCCCACAAACUAAUCCAUUUGGAGGAAGUUGACCAUUACAGUGUAUAGCAUUACAGCAGCCUGGGGCAAAUCAGAGCGGUCUACUCAUACGCCAUAGCUCAUGAUUCCGGCCCUGCUCUGGCUUUUAGACGGUUGAUGUGCUGCAGUUUUGGCGGAUGCUGUAUGAUAGCGUUUUUGCAGCCAGCAUUCGGCUGCGCUAAGUGCAGGCCGGUCUGGUGUUAGAAACCCAGUUCAUGAAGCGAAUUCGUUUUGAGUUUCUUUGUUAAUACUAAUGCUUUGUACAGCAGACGAAGUGGCGGCUGAUUUGAUUUACAGUUUCAAUCAUCCUCAUCUAAA
Molecule: messenger RNA, 1433 nt
Organism: Paramacrobiotus metropolitanus
Lineage: Eukaryota; Metazoa; Tardigrada; Eutardigrada; Parachela; Macrobiotidae
Exons: 3
Coding region: 230-1129 (299 amino acids)
Source: RefSeq, a predicted model, not a curated record